Molecule: messenger RNA, 1038 nt
Organism: Salvia splendens (bonfire salvia)
Lineage: Eukaryota; Viridiplantae; Streptophyta; Magnoliopsida; Lamiales; Lamiaceae
Product: heterogeneous nuclear ribonucleoprotein F
Exons: 2
Coding region: 136-939 (267 amino acids)
Molecular function (GO): RNA binding
Source: RefSeq, a predicted model, not a curated record
AAUUGGUAGAUUUAUAUUUCCGGCUAGGGUUUAUAAUUUCCGCUCACUUCCUCUCGUGGAGAAUAAAAGGACUCUCUUUGAUCCGACCUUUCUACUCUUCACCACACCGUAUUGGAUUCUGUGUUCGCAGCUGCCAUGUACGGCCACAGGGGGGCAAUGUUUGGGAGCGGGGGGGUGUCGGACGGGUACGAGAUCGGCUCAAAGAGACCAAGAAUGAUGGAAUCGGGUCCCUACUUCGCAGUGAGGAGCAGCGGUGGUUCAAGCAGUUACCAAACACAAGGCUACGACACCAGUUAUCCGCCUUCUUCCACUUUUCCUGUAGUUCGUCUGAGGGGCCUCCCGUUCAACUGCACCGAUGUGGACAUCUUCAAGUUCUUUGCCGGACUUGAUAUUGUGGAUGUCUUCUUGGUGAACAAGGAAGGGAGAUUUUCUGGGGAAGCAUUUGUUCUCUUUGCAGGGCCUAUGCAGGCUGAUCUUGCUCUCCGGAGGGACCGGCAAAACAUGGGAAGACGAUAUGUGGAGGUAUUUAGGUGCAAGAAGCAGGACUAUUACCACGCAAUAGCAUCCGAGGUUAAAGAAGGAUCUUAUGGCAGUGUUGACCACCGUGGUUCUCCACCACCUGUCCGACGCAAGAGGUCUCCCGAGAAGGAGAGGAUGGAGCAUACAGAGAUCUUGAAGAUGCGUGGUCUUCCUUACUCUGUGAAAAAGGUGGAGAUCUUGAAAUUCUUCGAAGACACGGUCAGUGUGAAGGAGGAGAAGAUUCACAUUGCCUGCCGAUCAGACGGGAAAGCAACUGGGGAGGCGUAUGUGGAGCUUGGUUCGGUCGAAGAGGCAAGGAAAGCCAUGUCUAAGGACAAGAUGAUGAUUGGAUCAAGAUAUGUGGAACUGUUUCCUUCAACACCUGAAGAAUUGAAGCGAGCUGCAUCAAGAUCACGUUAGUGAAUUUUAAUAGAGUUUCUUCCUCUUUGUCUCUGUUGUCAACUUACAUUAAAUUGUUACAUUGAAACUUGAGCUUUGAGUUAAUUGUGUUUUCCUCAA